This is a messenger RNA of Kuraishia capsulata CBS 1993, 1803 nucleotides long. RefSeq lists its product as uncharacterized. The record is from RefSeq and is a predicted model, not a curated record. The coding region runs from base 1 to 1803 and encodes 600 amino acids. NCBI's taxonomy places the organism in Eukaryota, Fungi, Ascomycota, Pichiomycetes, Pichiales, Pichiaceae. Gene Ontology annotation, biological process: signal transduction. The transcript has a single exon.
AUGAAUGAUUAUGACCGCCAAGUCACGACUCUUUUGGACUCGCAGAGGCUAAAGUUUGAGGACCUCACCAAAGUGGCCAAGAUGUCCACCGGUCUACAAAAGAUUCAGGACAUGCAGUACAAGUUCUGGAACACGGUAUCAACACCCAUUUUUGCUGAUGAGGACACUUUGAGUCUUGGAUUCGGGGACCUGCAAACUCAUCUCAGUCGACAUGGCGAAGUUAACAACAAGAUCGGUAAGGAUAUAACCAACCUGACCACCGUUGUUGGGCUGAAGCAUGAUACAUACAAGGACCAGCUGAAUUUGAUAGAAACUGAUCUCAGGGAUCAGGUUCAGAAGUUCAAAUCUACAAGUGCUGCUACUGAAAGGACACGAGUAAAGUUCAAAAGCAGCAACGACGAAAUAUGUAAGAUCAAAGAGGAGUUGAGGAUGAAGGGUCAAACGAUAGAACAGGUGCUGGAGGAGCAUGAAAAGACUAAACAACGAGAAUGGCAAGUAUUCUUUGACUCCUUUGAAAGCUCUCUGCGAUUUGGGAAUUUGGAAGUGUCUAAACUGGAGUUGAAGAGUUGGUUAGAAGAGAUGGUUGCCAAUCUCAAACUCCAAACCAUAAAAUACAAGUCUUACGGGCUGAACAUGACUAUGGAGAGAUCUAUUGAAGAAUCAAAAUUAGCCUCGUGGAUUCAGGAGAAUAAUUCUAUGAGAUACUCCCAAGUGGUCAGUUUCCUUACUGCCAUGAUUGACGUCGGGUUUUUCAAGAAGUUCACGAGCUACCAGGUAGAGUUCUAUCAGCUCACCGAGAAGUUGUACCAGUUCAUUGGGUCGCCAAUGGAGAAGCCAGGUUUCUAUUUGAUUAAGGCUUCUAAAAAUCCGAAAUAUAUCAAACAGACCCAAUUGGAUCUUGUGGAGUAUAAACAGAGAUACUUUGAGCUGUUUGACAAGCUAGAUAAGAUCAGGUGUGAUCUUGAUAUCAGCUUGUUAGAAUGUUCCCACACCAUAAAGCUUUUAAACCUGGAUCUGAAUAAGACUUUGAGAUCGUGGUUAGAUGAGACUGCUUUGAUUUUGAAACUGGAUAAGCUCCACGAGGUACAGUUUAACGAUCUCAUACAGGUUGGCUAUUACAAGCCACCCGUGGCCCAAUUGUUCAACCCCCACGGAGACUAUCCCUACCAACGUAUCUUUGGUGUGGAUCUGAUUGAAUUGAGUCUUGCAAAUGGUGGAUCGACAAUCCCACUGAUAUUGCACUGUAUUCUUCGACAUCUGGACCAAGCGUAUGAGAGGAUGUCAGUGGAUGAAAUAUUGCAGGUAUGGGGUAGGGUUGAGGUGUCCAAGGGGAUGUUUGAGCUAAGAGAUAAAGUGAACAAACUGAAUGAGUCCACAGUGAAGGGAUUCAAAACUGCGGCUCUUGAGCUAUUCAAGGGAUCCAAUACUUCUGUCGUUGUUGCUCUCCUUCAUCAGUUCUUUCUAGAGCUUCCUAUUCCCUUAUUUGCAGCCGAGAAUGUUUCCAGAAUGCGUCGCAUCAUGGAACGUCUCCCGCAAGAAUCCUCAUUGCUAGAAAUUGAAAUCAAGAAUAUGCUGAACUCAUCCCGAGAGGAAAUUAAGGACACUUACAAAGCACUGAUCAUCCAUAUAUCAUACCUCGCCGUCAAUAAGCUUUCAGCACAUAGGAAAGCAUUCAUCAACAAAGUCUCAAACGACUUCUCAACCGUGUUAUUUGAGCCAGACUAUAAAACAAGACACUGGUGUUUUGUGUUUGUCAGUUUUUGUAUAUACCAUCGACAACAGAUCUUGGGCAUUGAUGUUUAA